Oxyura jamaicensis (ruddy duck) is the source of this 1997-nucleotide messenger RNA. RefSeq names its product cortexin 1 (gene CTXN1). The coding region runs from base 587 to 841 and encodes 84 amino acids. The record is from RefSeq and is a predicted model, not a curated record. The transcript has 4 exons. Lineage: Eukaryota; Metazoa; Chordata; Aves; Anseriformes; Anatidae.
CGGCGGCUUUGGACGAAUUCAAACCCCGCAAGCUCUGCCGCUGCCGCUGCUGCUCCUCUCUCCCCAGCUCCCCCGGAUGGGCUCGGGGAGCCCCGGGGCGGCCGCGGCCCCUCUCCGCCGCCCGGAGCUCAGGAACCCGCUCCAGCGUGAGUGAAGCGCAGCUGCCUUCUCUGUGUGCUCUCCAGGAGACCGGGAGGCUGCUCCUUCCCUCGAGAUGGCAAGUGCUGAAGCUGGGAGUAGCUGUGGCUGAGCGGCAGGGCCCCCCGGCCCAUGCCAGCCAGCCCAAGAAAGCUGGACCCUGGAGAUCCUUGCUCAGUGACGUGGCUGUUUGGACACAGCCUGCUCCUGCUCCUGCUGCAGUAGCGAUGCUAGUGCCCCCACGCAGCUGCAGUGAGGAGCUCUUGGCCUGUGCAAGAGUGAAUCCCAGGCUCCUCAGCUCAGCUUAGCAGUGCCAGUGGCUAUGGAGUGACCUGCGUGCAGGUGGUGCUCGGGGCGCGUGGGCACAGCAGGAGGCUGGAGCUUGCUGCCUGAGCCUAAAUGCACCCUGUCCACGCACUCCUUGCAGCCAGAGUGCCUCACCUCUGCCAUGAAUGAUGCAUCGACAAUGGAUUAUGAACUCCUGUCCCCCUCCUUGGUCGAGCACCCGGCCAGCACUGCGGGCAUGGAUGCUGAGCAAAAAACCGUCUUUGCCUUUGUCAUCUUCCUCCUGGUCUUCUUGGUGAUGCUGAUGGUGCGCUGCUUCCGCAUCCUGCUGGACCCCUACAGCCGCAUGCCUGCCUCCUCCUGGACUGACCACAAGGAGGGGUUGGAGAGGGGCCAGUUCGACUACGCCUUGGUGUAGAGGGCAGGGAUGGGGCGAGCCUGGGUGCUCUGUGUGCCUCCCAUCCCAGCUGGCCCCGGCCCCGGCCCCCCCUUCCUCUGUGGUGUUGCCCCGGGCCAGCAGGGAUGCUCAGAGUGGGGAGGUGAGGUCGGGCUCUUGUCUGGGGUGGGUUUUCUAGGGGUUUCUCUCUUUUCUAAGCACUUUUCAGUUCUCUUCGCAGUCUGCAGCACUCUUGGCGAGAUGUGUUGGAGGGGUGAUAUGACUCCCCAUGGUCCUUGCUGCCUGCCGUGCCCUUGGGCAGUGUUGUGUGCUGCAGUGAGGGGCAGGAGCCGAUGGGAUGGGGCACGGAGGACCUGCCCUCAGCCACAGCCCACAGAGCUCCUGGUCUGGGUGGCUCUGCCUGGUGCCAGGCCAGAAUUUUGACCCCCACCUCCUCCUGCCUCCCACUUUGCCCUCGUCUGUGUCCUCUGGGGAGUGCUGACCAUGGUCCAGUGUGUGUGCGUGUAUCCCUGUAGCUGAGCUUUGUCUGUGAGGUGGUUUGUAGGCACCUGACCCAAGUGCUGGCUUUGUUCCUCUCUGUGUGGCAGCCCCAAGUGCCCCUCACAAGGAAGGGGCAGGUGGAGACCCCGUGUGCAGCCCCGUUUUGGCAUCCAGCCCUGCAGCCUGCUCUCUGCUUUACACCGUAGUGACCUGUCCCUGCCGAAUUGUGAAAACGGUCCGAGCAAGGCACAAUCCUGCAGCCACUUGCAGACCUUCCUGGGUGGCCCUGCUGGGAUCAGAAGUCCCACACAACACUUGGGAGAUGCCCUUCAGCCAGCCCAGGCCUGGCAGUACCUUGCAGUACCCCACUCUGGGAAGUCCCUGCUCCAGCAGGAUCUGGGCAGCCUCCUGGUGUCGGGGUGUGCUGGGGACGGCGGGCCCUUCCCUGACCAUCCUGCGCCGAGGUAGCAGAAGGGCUCUGUAAGUAGCUGAGGGGAAAAUACGGCUGUGCUCCCACCCCGCUGUGGGAUCCAUACCUCUCGAGUAGGGGUGCUGCAGCUAGUCACAGGGCUGGCUAGCAAAAGCUGUGGUGGGUUAUGGUGUGGGACAGUAAGAGGGUUUGUACGAAGGGAUUUGAGCCCAUGGGGGAGAACUUCCUUGUGCACCAUGGAAAUAAAGCUGCACUGUGCUAACCCCA